Manis javanica (Malayan pangolin) is the source of this 1434-nucleotide messenger RNA. Lineage: Eukaryota; Metazoa; Chordata; Mammalia; Pholidota; Manidae. The record is from RefSeq and is a predicted model, not a curated record.
GUUAGCCAGGCGGGCCAGCAUUAAAUUGAAAAAAUGUCCCUGUAUGAUGAUCUGGGAGUGGAGACCAGUGACUCAAAAACAGAAGGCUGGUCCAAAAACUUCAAACUUCUGCAGUCUCAGCUUCAGGUGAAGAAGGUGGCUCUCACUCAAGCCAAGAGCCAGAGGACAAAACAGAGUUCAGUCCUUGUCCCAGUAAUUGACCUAAAGCGGGGAGGCUCCUCGGAUGAGCGGCAGAUUGUGGACACCCCACCGCACGUGGCAGUGGGCCUGAAGGAUCCUGUUCCCAGUGGGUUUUCUGCAGGAAAAGUUUUGAUUCCCUUAGCUGAUGAAUAUGAUCCUAUGUUUCUCAAUGACUAUGAGAAAGUGGUGAAGCGCCAGAGAGAGGAACGAUAGAGACAGCAGGAGCUGGAAAGGCAAAAAGAAAUAGAAGAGAGAGAAAAGAGGCGUAAAGACAGACAUGAAGCUAGUGGGUUUUCAAGGCGACCAGACCCAGAUUCUGAUGAAGACGAAGAUUAUGAGUGAGAGAGGAGGAAAAGAAGUAUGGGUGGAGCCGCCAUCGUGCCACCCACUUCUCUCGUUGAGAAAGACAAAGAGUUACCCCGAGAUUUUCCUUACGAAGAGGACUCAAGAACUCGCUCACAGUGUUCCAAAGCUGCCAUCCCUCCCCCAGUGUAUGAAGAACAGGACAGACCCAGAUCUCUCACUGGACCUGGCAACUCUUUCCUUGCCAACAUGGGUGGCACAGUAGCACAUAAAAUCACACAGAAGUAUGGCUUCUGGGAAGGCCAGGGUCUUGGGAAGCAUGAGCAAGGACUGAGCACAGCAUUGUCAGUGGAGAAGACAAGCAAACGAGGAGGCAAGAUCAUUGUGGGAGAUUCCACAGAGAAAGAUGCAUCCAAAAAGUCAGAUUCAAAUCCAUUAACUGAAAUUCUUAAGUGUCCUACUAAGGUGGCCCUACUAAGGAACAUGGUUGGUGCAGGAGAAGUAGAUGAAGACUUGGAAGUUGAAACCAAGGAAGAAUGUGAAAAAUAUGGCAAAGUUGGGAAAUGUGUGAUAUUUGAAAUUCCUGGUACCCCUGAUGAUGAAGCAGUACGAAUAUUUCUAGAGUUUGAGAGGGUUGAAUCAGCAAUUAAAGCUGUUGUUGACCUGAAUGGGAGGUAUUUUGGUAGACAGGUGGUAAAAGCAUGUUUCUGCAAUUUGGAUAAAUUCAGGGUCUUGGAUUUGGCAGAACAAGUUUGAUUUUAAGAACUAGAGUAUGAGUCAUCUCCAGUGACCCUUAAAUGAGCUGAAAGCUGAGCAGAGAAGAAAAUGGCAGCAGCCAGCCUCCAUGGCUCUUGGGUACAAAGACUCUUGGAAGGACUUCUAAGAUAAAUGUUGAUUGAUCCCUUUUUUAUUUUGUGGUUUUUUAAUAUAGUAUAAAAAUCCUUUAAAAAA